Strongylocentrotus purpuratus (purple sea urchin) is the source of this 1702-nucleotide messenger RNA. RefSeq lists its product as uncharacterized. The transcript has 4 exons. NCBI's taxonomy places the organism in Eukaryota, Metazoa, Echinodermata, Echinoidea, Camarodonta, Strongylocentrotidae. Gene Ontology annotation, cellular component: nucleus; cytosol. Gene Ontology annotation, biological process: NAD-cap decapping; nuclear-transcribed mRNA catabolic process. Gene Ontology annotation, molecular function: mRNA 5'-diphosphatase activity. The record is from RefSeq and is a predicted model, not a curated record. The coding region runs from base 1062 to 1661 and encodes 199 amino acids.
CAUAGAAUCACGAUGAUCCCGUUGCCUAAGGUCGACUUCCCUCAUCAUAAGUUAUCUGAAUAUUUAUCAAAAAUAAUAUUUGCUUUCUCUUUUUGUUUUAAAUUCUCAAUAUGUUCCCAUGAUUUCUUUGCUUUUAUUUACGCGAACUGAUUUGUUUGUGUUAAAUAUUUAUUUAUUGAUUGAUUGAUUUAUGUAUUUGCUUAUUUACUUAUUAAACCAAUUUUGAUCAGGCUUGACGUGGAUUUUGUUGGUCGUCGUGGGACAUUCAAGAACUUUUUGGAAGCUGGAGGCAACAGAAACAUUGAUAUCCGACUUGUGGUGACCCUUUACCGGGGAACCUAUUUUAUCACAGAGUUCUCUGGUCUCUGGAAAACAAAGAGAGAGCAAAACAGGGAUGAUCGGAUGCUAGGGGCUUCUUCAAAAACAUUUCUCAAAUUUAUAACAAGCAGUAAGUACAAUUCAAAAUAAAUACUAGUUCUCUAUAUUAAACAGUAAGUAUAUAUUACAACAACAAAACUACAAAAUAAUAAAUAAAUAGAUCAUAAUUAGAGGUUAUUUUAAGUCAUGACUUGAAUUUGUAGGUGUUAUGCUGGACAACCAUAUUACAUCAAACAUUUAGUAUAAGAUUUAGUAAAUACAUUACUGUCCUAUACCAUUUUUUCAUUGCCAAAAAGGAUGAUAUCGAUGUCGUAUAAUGAUAUGUAAAGUUAAAUGAAAAGGCGAAUGUAUAUAUGGUAUCUUAAAAUGAGGGCGUUGUAUUCACCUUAUGAUAAGUAUAGGAUCCCUACGAAAAACAACUUUUUGCUGAUCAGGGUGUUCCAGCCCACAAUGAAAAAUGAUGGAAAUCAAAUUUGAUGAAUAAAAAAUAUUUACGCCAUGAAUAGGUAUGACCAUGUAAGGUCAAAAUAUAUGCAUCUGGCAUUCGGUCAUACUGGGAGGUUUAGUGUUGUGAUCUAUACCAGAAGUUGGUCCUGCUUCCGAAAUUAAUUUUAAUUUAUUAAGUGCCCGAAAAGAAAAUUGUCCUUAAAUCAGUAUCGGCAAAUUCUUUUUUGUUUGUUUUAAUGAAUGUUAUUCGUAUUCAAUCAGAUGACAAAUGCGCCCCGGACACCCCUGCUCCCGUGAACGACAAUGCAUCCUUUUACGCAAUGAUGAGCGCCAACUGCGGCAGACAUCGGCUGCUCUUUAGCUUUGAGGUGCAGGCAGAAUGGAAGGAUGAGAUCGCGUCCCCUCCGUGGAACUACCUGAACGUACGCACGGCGAACGGCCAGUCUAUACAUCCGAUGAAGGCCUUAAGAUGGUGGGCUGCCAACGCCCUUUCCGAUAUUCCGGAGAUAGUCUGUGGAUUGCGAGAUGACAAACGCAGAAUCGUGCAAACAUUUCAGUACAUCAAAACCAAUAAUCUACCGACAGAAUAUGCUCAGGACAAGUGGCAACCAGAAACUUGCAUCAAAACAAUGGAAUCAUUGCUUUCUCAGAUCAAAGAACUGGUGCAAGAUGACGAUGCAAGUACCGUCUAUCAUCUCGUACUCGAGCCAGUUGAAGGAGGUCGGGAAUUGGAACAACGUCUUUCAAGCCGUCGCUUCGUCUCUCGGGGCAAACGAACAGACGAUUUCACUUUUGUUGAGGAAUCACUUCUUCACGACAUACUUGAUUCGGAGUGAAUAUUAUUAGUAAAAACUCCAUCCCGGCACGGACGUUCUUG